CGAGACAAAAAAUUGACAUUAAGAUAUUGAUGAAAAAUUCACGGUGACUCGUGCAAUUAAAUUAAAUUUAAUUAAAUUCACUAAUUAAAUAAGUUAAAGCACUCUCAUACUGGGAGACACGGAACAUAUAACACUGCGAUCUUUGAGCAGCUACUACUAACGUACGAGAGUAAUUUAUUCAGAUUAUAUCGAGGUUCAAGUGAUACCGAGCUAAACUCUUCAAUUAGUGUAACAGCAUCGCGGGAUAGCAAAUCAACUCGCUGUCGUAGAUCCAGAAAAUGAGAACGAUGAAGCUGUCCGUCCUCUUAAUGGUCCUUUAUCUUUGCCUCGACGUUAGCUACACUAGGGAGAUCACCCAUGAGGACAUCAAAGAGGCUAUGCUGAGCUUAGUGCACAUGAUGCGGGAGAACACGGAGAAGCUGGAAAGGCACGAGGCGAGAGAGCGGCAGCUGGGCGAGCAACUGAAGAAGACCAUAGCUGUACUGGUAAAGCGCGUGACCGCAGUGGACGGUCUGAAGCUGCAACUGAGCAAGAUAGACGAAAAGAUCUCGGGAAUAGAGCAACUGAUCGCACAGAGGGACGAGAGGGAGCGCAUACAGAUGCAGAAAACGGCGGACAGCCUGGAGGAUCUGGAGAGCCGCCUGGAAGCCUGGCUCACUGAAAUUGAGAACAAAGUGGCGGAGGUGAGCAAUCGACCUGAGCCGACUCCAGCGCCGAGCAAUAAUCUCGUCGACAUUCUUGACAAACUGAACAGCACCGAGAGCAAUUUGAUAGAGGAGAUGGCGAGGUUGAAGGAAGGCCUGCACGAUAACACGGCAAAGAGAGAGAAAGAUUCGAAUGCGCUGAUGGAAAAAACGUGGAAGAUUUUCUCGGAGGUUCAAGAUGUAGCCGCCAAGAUCGGGGACAUCGAGAUCUCUCUGGAGAGGAUAAAACAGAUGACGCAAAGCAUCCAAGAGAAACCGACGGCACCGGUGGACCCGACACCGGCGGUCGACGAUCACUUGAGGACUUUGGUGCGAGUGCAGGAACUGCUGGAGGACACUUCCUUCAGGAUGCAAGAGUUACCUAGGAUAAGUGACGUGCAAACGUUGCACAACGAGACGCAGACCAUGCUGCAGGAGGCGAAGCACACGUUGAAGGAUAUCGUUACACAAAGCAUGGAUCACAUCACGGACGGAGUAAAGGAAGCCAAGGAAGAGACGAAGGAUGCUGUGACGGCAUUACGAAUGGAUCUGGCUAACAACGCAGAGCGCGUUAAUCACGAGCUGCAGGAUCUGAGCAAGGGUCAAUCUGUGAUGGUUUCUAUGGCCGAUCAUGUGUUGGACACGAAGAAGAGAGUGGAGUACGGUGUGCACCAGAUCCUGUUAGAGGUGGGCGAUUUAGUGAAGACCCAAGGCAACAAUAUCAACAACACUCUCAACCAAAGAUUCGACGGAAUCUCAAGUGACAUUAUGGACAACCAGAACGGCGCACUGGCGAAUCUCACCAGCAAGAUGGAGCAGGAAAUGAACAAGGUCUGGAGGCAGAUCAACGUCAUGUACCAGCAGAUGACGGAGAGCGCCCGAGCUUUGGACAAGCUGCAUCAGCAGAACGAAGUGUACGUCAAUGGCACAACGUCCACCAUGGGUGGAAUGGAGAGCAAGGUCGGCGAGAUAACGAAACGCAUGAGGGAGGUGGACGAGAACUUGAAUUACCUGCUCGGUCGGCUGUCCCUGGUGACGCAGGAGUUCAACCAGAUCAAAAUGGGCUUGGGGGCUGCGUUGGAUAACAUCAAAGCCUCCUUCAAGGUGGUGCAGCAGAAGGCGUUGGAUCUGAGCCACCCCGGUCCGCAUCCUCUUCCGGAAAAUUACAACGCUGACUUGAAUAAGUCCGAGACUAGGAAGCCAGAUGGUAAGGCACCGUUGGACUUCAUGAAUCAUCUGAGUAACGUGCCUUCCAGCUGAUCCUGAGUUCUCUAAAAUCUUAACUGCGUUUGCUUAUGACAUUUUCAAGUUUUGUAAGCAUGUGAAAGCUCUCUGAUAACCUGACUCUUAUGAUCCUUUACAGUCAAUAGAUCGAUAUUCUCUUCUCCCAACGAUACUUUAGGCAUCCCUUAUUCUAUCCUGUUCAUCUUUACAUGAUGUCAACUGUUUGUUCCAGUUGUCACUGUAAAGUAAGCCAUGUCUAAGUCUCAAGUCGAGCUGCUGCUGGCUUGGAUUAGUUUCAGUAAGCAGAAAUGGUAGCCAUCUCUUCAUCCUUAGCAAAUUAACAUUCAACAGCAUCAUCACCGCCACGAUUAUCAUCAUCUUUAUCUUCAUCAUCGUCAUCAUCAUUAUCAUAAACAUCAUCAGAGACUCCGGAUCGCAAUACACUGUGACACGGCGAAUCUUUUUGCUGAAUAUAUCUAGGUUCUGAAUCGUUCAGAUUUCUCUCACCUCGUGUCUGAAUUCGAUAGAAUGUCCUAUGCAAAAAUCGACAAAUCAAUUAUACAACGAGCUAAUAUUCGUUACAAUAUAACGUGUUACAUCUGUAAGAAUGUAAUCAAUAAACUGUGGAUGUUCAUGCAAGACUCUUUACGGAAAAUACGCAAGUAAGGAACUUAUUUUCUUGCGUAGUACUUGGGUAAACAUCCGCAAUCUCGUAAUUAGUAUCAGAUGAAUAGGAUCUUAUUAAUUCUCAAUAGUCUACUUCGAUACCUCUGCAUAGAAGAGGAGGCGGGAUACUACGCUACCAGGAUAUCGUAGGUUUUAGUGAAAUGUUAUAUUUCUAUAACUGUUAGUUAUAAAAUGAAAUGAAUAAAACAGCUAUAUAAAAAGAAAAGGACCCAGAAUAUGCGAGAAAAAGUAAAAUAUCGUGAGAGAAACAUAAAAUCCCUAUUAAUCUUGUCGUAGUCGUGAGAGGAUCAUUAAAUUCCGCAUAUAUCUAUUGCAAGUGGAUUCAUAUCGGUUUCUCGUAAUUGAUAUGUGCCAUCAUUGUAGAAUCACGUCAUGCCAGCACAUUCACGCAUCUGCCUCUCUCGUUCUCGCUUAUAUAAAUCUUACAUAUACAUUUUAUCGUACAUUGUAUAGGAUAUUCACAGCUGGUAGCAUAUACAAGAUCAAUGCGCCACGUUCGUGUUGUAACAGUUCUUUAUUUCUAAACGGUAGAAAAUAUUUUUACUUACGCAAGAGUGCAAAGAGGGACUGACGGAGCCUGCAUGCGUUGCAAUAAUUAGAUCCGCGUUCGCUGCGCAAGCGGAAGCCUACGCCUGGAAAAAUGAAUUUUCUUUUCUCUCUCGCUGAUAAUUCAAUUUUGGCAAAAUACAAGUGAUUGUGACCUUUAUAGCUUUAUACAACGCAUCGAAAGGAGCUCGAGUUUCGAGGAUCCAAACUUUUAGAGACUCGAGGUCCCGAGAUUUACAAAGAUCCGUAAAGAUAUUGAAGAAAAUCAAGAGAUUUCCUCCAAGAUCUUUUCCAUCGUUGAAAAGACCUGGGAGAUUCGCUGAACCCAAAAUCUCUCGAUGUUCUAAAUGCCCGAGUUGUCCGAAGACUGCGAUGUUUCGACAAAAAAUUACUCGCAAGAACUUAAAAUUCCGCAAAAUCAGAGACAAAUAUUAAUGUUGCGAGAAUUUCAGUUAUAAAGAUUCGCGCGCGCGCGCAUGGCGAAAUUACUUCGAAGAAAUGACCAUUAGAAUACGAAUAAAAUUCUAGCCGUAAAAAUUUCCCCUUCUUUUUUAGGUUCCCAAAUAACGGAAAGAGAAUCAAAGCUAACGGUGAAUCAUAACGAAUCCGAACAAAGGAGAUCCGCGAGUUCGUAGAACCGCUAAGUUCUGGAUGCUCCUCGGAUAUCGCGCGCGCUGAACAUAUAUAUAUAUAUACCUCUUCUCCCCUAAUCUUUCUCUCGAGAACGCAGCCUCGCCUUGAGUUCGGCAAAAUGUUAUUGUUAUUAUUUACAAUAUACGUGUGUACAGAUUAAAAUGCUACCGUCUCGCCUUAAACCACGAACUUGGUACGUUGGCUAUUGAACCUAUGUAAGUCGCGCGCUCGCGAGGAUACGCGCAAGGACGAGGGGGCCGUGGAGAGGAUCGUAGAUCGCCUUUGUGCAUAUGUGUGUGAGCCUUUUCCUCGUCUAUCCCCCUCCUGCCACCUGUGUGUGUGUUUGUUUGCGUAUGUUCGUAGGAGCGAUCGUACGUACGGCAAUCUCGAUGGUGUACCAUUACAUUACAUUACAUUACAUUACAUUAUAUUAUACUUUGAGCUCCGAUAAUGUUUUUUUCAUUUUUUUGUUUAAGCUAUGUGAACUGUAUAGAUAGAGACGUACUUUACAUUAAAGCAUAGGUCCAUUUAAUCACGUAAUGGACGACGACGCGUUCUUUUUUUUUUCUUUUGCACGCCUAUGUACGUUGAAGAUUAACAACUAAACAAC
Dinoponera quadriceps is the source of this 4383-nucleotide messenger RNA. Its product is annotated as kinectin. Lineage: Eukaryota; Metazoa; Arthropoda; Insecta; Hymenoptera; Formicidae. The transcript is spliced from 9 exons. Gene Ontology annotation, cellular component: plasma membrane. The record is from RefSeq and is a predicted model, not a curated record. Bases 279 to 1943 code for a protein of 554 amino acids.